AGAAAGAGGAAAAAAUACUUAUAUAGUACAUAAACAAAAACUCUACGUCUAGAAGACGUGUUCGCUUUGACUUGAAAGUUUGUUAAGAAAUUUCAAUAAAAAUGUUUCCAUCGUAAAACAAAAAAUACAAAAAAACAACUCGGAAAAGGUCUCGCGGGAAAUAAGGCAGCGAGUAACACAAAAAAAACAAAAAAAAUACAUCGAAAAGCAUCGUGAAUUUGAUUAUCAAGGCCAACACCGAACCAAAAAGCGAAAAAGAAAACAUCAUUAACGCGUUAACAUGGUCGAAAUACAAAAGCCGCAUUCGGCGCUUAAGCGGCCAUCGCUAAAACGUGAAACGGUUGUGGUUAACAAUAGUGCGCCCACCAUCAAGAAGGUGACGCUUGUGCCCAAGGAUGAGGAAUUGGUGGCCAUAUCUCCAGAGCGACGCAAUUGGCGUGGCAUAUUCAUAGCCCUGCUGGUGAUCGCCGCCGUCUUCAGCUUGAUCAUAUUCUCGAUAUUUCUGCUAUCGCCUGAGGAUGAGGGAUUACGCAUUCGGGGGCGACGAAUGCUGCCCAGCGAUAUUCUCAGCAAAAGUUUGCAGUGGAAGCCCUUCAACGGCACCUGGAGCAAUGAUCACGAGCUUGUUUAUCGCGAUCCAACGGGCGGCCUAUCGAUACUCAAUAUGGCCGAUUAUACGACGCGCAUUCUUAUGACCAAUUCCACAUUUCGCCAAUUGAAUGCGGAAUCGUUUCUGGUAGCGCCAGAUCAGAAAUACGUCUUGCUGCAAUCGGACAGCAAUGCAGAAGGUUCAAGACACCACGUUUAUGAGGUGCAAACGGCCAACACAUUCCCCUUGGGACCAACGGAGAACAUUGCAGAGGCGCCACGUCUGCAGCACGUCGUCUGGGCGCCCAUCAAUCCGCCACCACCGCCGCCGCCUCCUUCGACGGCUGGCCAAGCACCGUCCACAACGACGAUGUCGCCGCUGCCCAGCGGCAGCAUCAUACUCAAUAGUCUAGCAGGCGCUGCAGCUGGCGGUGCUGGCAAAUCACCGCCCACCACAAGCGCCACAGCGAGCGGCAGUGAGCACGGAAGUCAGGCGAAUGCUGGCGCAAACGGUGGCGCCUCAAAGGGUGCCUACUCUCUCAAUCAGGCCAUCGCAUUUGUGCAUCACAACGACAUCUAUUACAAGCCAAAGGUGCAGGGCGAGCUCGUCUGUCGCAUCACGCAGACGGGCGCAGCGGGUGUCUUCUACAAUGGCGUACCAGAUUGGACCUACGAGAAUGUCCCGGAGCUGGAGAGUCGCAGAAGCAGCAUUGCCUUCUCGCCGGACAGUCAUUUUCUCGCCUUCUUGAGUUUCAACGAUAGCGAAGUCAACGAAUACAAAUACACUUGGAUGGGCGACGACAUCAAGUACCCGGCGGUGCUGAGUCAACGCUACCCCAAGGCUGGCGCUCGCAAUCCCAACGUGACGGUGAACGUGGUCAAUCUGGCGGUGACCAAAUACAUGUUCCCCACACAAAUCAAACUACCCGCCGAGCUGGGCAAUGGCAGCUAUGUGGGCGGCUUAACCUGGGCCUCGCCCAUCGAUCUGUCGGUGACGGUAACAAAUCGGGAUCAGACCAAAGCGACAACGGUGAUCUGUCGGGCGCCACACUUUCACUGCCAGGUCGUGCACACAGAGGUGACCAUCAACGAUGGCUGGGUGCUGCCCGCCGAGCGACCCAUAUUCUCGGCUCGCAUCGCUGCCCAGCUGCGCAGUGCCGGCGUGCUGCGUCCGGAUGCCGAUAGCGGCGGAGGAGCUGCGACAAUUGCGGAUAGCCAGGCGAAUGUGACGAAUGGUCAAACGACAUACGAGAUCUCCAACGGUGGCUAUCUGCUCAAGCGAUUGCCGGUGCGCGACGGCGAACAUGGACACUAUCGUCAUGUGGUGUUCAUUUCGUCACUGGAUCGACGUCCGGUCCCCUUGACCAUGGGUCGGUUUGAGGUGACCGAAAUUGUGGGCUGGGAUGAGGGACAUGAGAUCGUUUACUUUAUGGCUGCUCCUGAGAAGCGGCCGGGCGAACGGCACCUCUACAAGAUCAGCCUUAAACUAAACGUCACCGAAUCGAAUCGCACCUAUAUCACAUCAACGCAACCCACUUGCCUCACCUGCGACAACACUGAGGCCACCUAUCGCCUCCAUCGGGCGCGCAGCACCAAUGCCGCCGAAUGGCAACGUGGCGAACGCUGGGAGGACAUUGUGGCGCGUCUCGAGCCGGACGAUUGCAUCUACGAUAUACCCAAGAAUUGUCUGUACAAUCGUGUGCAAUUCAGUCGCGACUAUAGCUACUAUGUGCAGGAGUGUCUGGGCCCCGAGGCGCCCAGCGUUUAUCUCGUCGAGACGGCCAGCAAUGACAAGAUCUUUGUCCUCAAUGCCGGGGAUGUGCUGCGGCAUCGUCUCUCCCAACUGGCGAUUCCACAGAUGCGCACUUUUAGUGUGGAGAUUCGGCAUGGAUUCCAUGCCCAAGUGCGGCUCUUUUUGCCGCCCGGCAUGCGCGAGGAGGAGGAGGUCGCCUUUCCCCUGGUUCUGCAUGUCGACGCCUCGCCGGGUUCGCAGCUGGUGACGGAGCGUUUCCAGGUGGAUUGGAAUUGGUAUUUGUGCAGCCAACGCAGCUUUAUUGUGGCUCAGAUCGAUGGGCGUGGCAGUGGCUAUCAAGGCGAACUGUUGCGUACUCAAGUACACGGCAAACUGGGCACCGUUGAGGUCGAAGAUCAGCUGGGCGUGCUCACUUAUUUGCGCGAUAAUCUCAAGUUCAUUGAUCCGCUGCGCAUCUGCGCCUUUGGCUGGGGCUACGGCGGCUAUGCGUCCGCAAUGAUGCUCAUCGAUGACUCGCAGCAGGUGCUGCAGUGCGCCGUCGCCAUCAAUCCAAUUGUCAGCUUUGGCUAUCACUACUCGUUCUUUACGGAGCGGUAUAUACCGCUGAAGGGCGACUAUUUGCGUGCGCUGCAGGAGGCAGAUCUCACAAUGAAGGCGGGCAACAUCAAGGGGCGCAAUCUGAUGCUGAUGCACGGCACUGCGGAUACGUUGGUGCAUCAGGAGCACACGCUGAUGCUGGUGCGCGCCCUCGUCGAUCAGCAGGUGAAGUUCCGACAUCAAGUGUAUCCGGAUGAGGAUCAUGCGAUUACCAGAUCGCUGAGUCAUGUGUACAAGACAAUGGAAUGGUAUUUCGAUGAAUGCUUUGGACCCGUCGAUGACAACGAGUGGGAUCCCACGGGUCUAUUUGUGUUUAAACAAUAAUUAAGACCCCCCUACGAUCCUUAUGACGAGGAUCCGUUGGCCAAUCAGCUCAUCGACAUUGACAUCGAUCCCGGUGAUCGUCACAAUCAAACGUCAUCAAUCAUUGGCACGGCAACCGCCACAACAACGGCGCUCUCCGCACUCGAUGAACUGGACAACAGCCUCCAGGCAUUGGAUCUCAUGACGUCAUCGGCAAUGACACUAAGCAAGGUCUCCAAUAAGCUGUGCAAUUACAGCAGCAAGCGAAAGCUGCAGCAGACGGAGACAACGCUGGCCAAAAAGAUGCGCAUCCUUCAGCAUUAGAAUGUACGUGUGUGUGAUUGAGUGUGUGAAUGGCAAAUCAUGUGCAUUUCGGUGUGAAUGUGUGGAAUGCAUGCAAACAAAAGUGUGACUGUGGCUUUAAGUUGUUUACUUUUAAUUGUUGGUAUUUUUUUUAAGUGGUAUUUUUUGAAUGUGCGUGUGAAAGGUAGUGCGAGAGAGAGAGAGAGAGGUGAUGGGUGGUGCGUUCUAUAGGCCAGCAAAGCGAAUGUUUAUAGCGCAACAACAAAAGCAAGGUGAUUCAUUUAUGCGACUGAUUAUUAACAUAUUGUAUAUUGAAACCAAAAACAAACAAGGAUCAACACAAAUGCUGCUUGUCAUGGGUUUUGGAAUCGUAGGGGAAACACAAAACGAAAAUGUUUCGAAACAAGAAACAUCAACCACAACACAACAACAACAAAUGUCACAAACAAUGAUUGUAAUUAUAAUUAUUAUAAUAAUUAAGGUACAGUAUGCGUACUUGUGUAUUUCGUUUAUGCCUCAUAUAUAAUUGUUAUGGAAAUAAUUUAAUUUAUGUAUUUGUACAAGUAUGUGUGUAUGUAUGUGUUCUGUGUUAUAGAUUUGUUUAGAUCGAUAUUAAUAAUAUAAUACUAUUAUGCGUUACUGCAUACAUACAUUACAUACUAUAUAGUAUUGUACACACAUAAAUAUAUAUAUACCACAUACAUAUAUAUUUGACUGAGCCGACUUUUUUUUGUAUAUAUUAAUAAUUAAAAUUUUAAAACACAAACACAUUCCACAUCUCAUUUAUGUAUGUCCAAUUACCACAGAAAAACAAACUCACAUGAAGGAAAACUACAUAUUUUUCGGCAAGCCGAAUAUUAAAUACCCUUGAGCAGCAUAUGAUUACCUAAAUAAGAAGAGAUAAUAUUCUUAUGAAUUUUAUCUGCCAGGGUAUAAAAACUCGUGCAUAAUGUUUUAAAUAGAAUGCUAGCAACAAUUUAAGUGUAGCCGAAAAACUAUCAUAAAAAUAGCAAUAAAAAUUAAAAAAAAUAAAUCAUUUAAUAACUAACUAAAGUGAAAUGCUUGAAAAUAUAACAAUAAAAAAGUAAAAACCACAUAUAAAUUAAUGAGAUUGUUCAGCAGCCAUAGACAGAACUUAGAAACCUUCCAAUUGAUUAUUAAUCAUCAUAAUCAUAACUGUUUCACGAUCAUCGUUCGUUUGCGGCUUAAAAAGCCAUAGCAACAUAAAAAAGACGUUGCGUUUGAAAAUUCACAUGAAUUUAGGGCCAAACUCGAUUGAAAUAGAAAUAAAAAUAGAAAUGUAUGCAUGUGCCACACAGAAAAGCCAAAAGAAACCCUUGCAAAAACACGAAAAGAAAGAACCACAGUAAAUAAGAAGAUUGGAAUCUGUCCAACCAGGACGUCUAACUACUAACUAACCCUAGUAGUGUUUUCCAAAGUAUAACAGUACUACAUUAUAUAUAGAUAUUAAUUGUUGUGGCCCAAGCCAAAAAAGAAAAAAAUACGAAACGAAAAAUUAAAAGAAAAUUAUGAGAUCGGUAUGUGUGCUAUAGAGGAAACCCCCCCUUCAAAAACAAAGGGGAUAAAACUUUUUUUUUAGAUUUUUUUACAUUAACUUUAAUUAAUUACGAUACGAGUGUGCAUGUGCAAAUUGGAAAAUGACAAACAACAUGAAAUUAAUAAACAAAACAAUGCAUACUAUAAAUAGGUGUUAAAUGUUGCGUCAAUAAUGCCCUAAGAAGUGGCGAAUUUUUAUUGUAGAGUAACUGUGCGGCUGGUUUUGAAAUUCCAGAAAACAAUAAGUAACUCUAAAAAUAAAGUAUAUAUAAAACAAAACCCCAAGAUACUAAAAAAAAACGAAAAAAAUAGUCAAGCUUUAAAUGUUGUACACGGCUGAUGGAGAUGCAAAACAUGAGAAAGUUAAUUGAUAUCCUAACUAAAAACAAAACUAACAACUUAUAAACAAAGUCAAAGAACAGCUCUAAUUGUUGAGCGUGCAGCUCUUAAUAAAUGUUAAACUUAACUAUAAAAAACAAAACGAGAUGAGGGAAUAGAAAAUCGAAAUACAUAUUUAUAAA
Molecule: messenger RNA, 5622 nt
Organism: Drosophila nasuta
Lineage: Eukaryota; Metazoa; Arthropoda; Insecta; Diptera; Drosophilidae
Product: inactive dipeptidyl peptidase 10
Exons: 10
Coding region: 281-3262 (993 amino acids)
Biological process (GO): proteolysis
Cellular component (GO): plasma membrane
Molecular function (GO): serine-type peptidase activity
Source: RefSeq, a predicted model, not a curated record